CAAAUGAAAUUAUUUCAAUUUGACACGUUGCCUUGUAACAGCUUUGUUGGGACUUUUUGGACAUAAUGGCUCCAGUUACACCCUUGUUUGGCGCGUCGCCAAAGACUACCAAUAGAGAAGUUGAACACUGGAUGAACAACUUGAAUGAGGUACAAAGCGUUAUCAAUUCGGUGGAGCCAAAGCUUACCGCUACGGGGGGAAAGUGGAAAGCCGUGGCACAACACGUAAAGGAGGUUUCUGACGAACUGAGUCAAAUUUUCAACAAGGAGGACCCUCACUUUGACGUCAUUAUUGCUGGAGUAAACUCUGGUAGGAAGUUUGAAAAUGCCCAAGCGGAAGUUUCGAAGAGCGACAUGGUCAGAGAAAGGGCGUUGAUGAGGCUAAAGAAAUAUCGUGAUGAAAUAGAAGUCCUUAGACGAGAGUACAAAGAAAGAGAGAAAGUUAGAGAGCGCUAUGAUCACUAUCGAGUUAAGUUAGAUAACUUGGAGAAAAAGGGUAAAGAUCAACCAAGAAUCGAACGCAACCAGCAGAAGCUGAAAGACGCAGAGGAUGCUUAUCACGCAGUUACUGCAGAGUUGAUACAGAAAAUGGAAACCAGCUGGAAAAAACACGUAGAAAUUUUUGCCGAAGCAUCUAUUGCAUUAUGGCACACACAAAUGCUUAUGAUUGAUGAGUUUUCCAAAUCUUCCGAGGAGAUACGUUCAUAUGUUCAAGAUUAUCUCAGCAAUCUGAAGACAAACAGCGGGAAUUAUACUGGUGAUAGGACGUCUUCAACUGUUGAGGAGGGUGCCGACCUGUCGAAGAGUGGAGGCAGUGAAGAAGGGAAGUUUACACGUCCAUUUCAUGAUUCGAAGCAUACAACAGAAAACUCAGAUAGUUCGUCUCCAACUUUAGAAGUGAACGGAAAGCAAGGCUCCUCAUCAGACGUCUAUCGAUCGAUGAGAAGUACACAAGCCUGAGCUACUUGUGUUUGUUGUUCGUGUGAUUGUUUGAAUGUUAUGAAUGGCACUUUGUGUCAUUUGAAAUUGGUUUGCAUAAACUUUCUUGUUAUCAUCAUCCAAUAAGAUUUCUAUUGCAGUGGGCUUUUGCUUUGGU
Galdieria sulphuraria is the source of this 1095-nucleotide messenger RNA. RefSeq lists its product as uncharacterized. The coding region runs from base 66 to 959 and encodes 297 amino acids. The record is from RefSeq and is a predicted model, not a curated record. The transcript is spliced from 3 exons. Lineage: Eukaryota; Rhodophyta; Bangiophyceae; Galdieriales; Galdieriaceae. Gene Ontology annotation, biological process: endocytosis; actin cortical patch localization.